Lytechinus variegatus (green sea urchin) is the source of this 3653-nucleotide messenger RNA. Its product is annotated as ATP-dependent DNA helicase Q1-like. Bases 384 to 3236 code for a protein of 950 amino acids. Gene Ontology annotation, cellular component: cytoplasm; chromosome. Gene Ontology annotation, molecular function: ATP binding; 3'-5' DNA helicase activity; nucleic acid binding. NCBI's taxonomy places the organism in Eukaryota, Metazoa, Echinodermata, Echinoidea, Temnopleuroida, Toxopneustidae. The transcript has 13 exons. The record is from RefSeq and is a predicted model, not a curated record. Gene Ontology annotation, biological process: double-strand break repair via homologous recombination.
CACAUGAGGGCGGCAGAGUUCAUGCUCCAAAUUGAUGUCUUUCCUUUUCAUCAGAGAUUGGCGAGUGGAGAAAACCCAGAUGUGAUGAUUAAAGAUUCCUGCUAAGAUCGUCUGUAAAACAUGCUGCCACCAUUGAGACGUUUAAUAAAGAUUUACUGCCACCAGUGUCAGACGUUGCUUCUCACAUAUUACAAAGGCGGUUCAGGUGGACUUGUAAAGUGCUUUUUGGAACGCACCAAGGAAGACCUGACCAAGGCGCCUGGGAUCUGCCCAGAGUGUGGCUCCCGAUUUGGUCGUGAGGCGGUCAUCAGGAACAAACAAGCCAUCAAGAUUGUAGGGGGUAAAGUCUUCUAGAGGUAGAUCGUCCACUUCCUCUCUCGGCUAUGGAAGCUGGGAGUUUGGAUAUCCAGCAUGGACUAGAGGAGGUGAACCAGGAGCUCCAGCAUGUGGAGAAGCAGAUUGAAAGGCUCCUGCAGAAACAACAACGGCUCCUGCAGAGGAAGGAGCAGCUGGAGCUCCAGUCCAGUCGGCUUCAUGAGCUGAGCCUCCAGGCGGGCUCCACUGACUGGGAAAAAUCAGACUACCCUUGGUCAGCUAAGCUCCACAGCUUGCGAGAGACCGUCUUCGGCAUCAAGAAGUUCCGCCCGCUCCAGGAGAAGACGAUGAAUGCCUCUUUGAGUGGCAGGGAUGUUAUCCUCCUUAUGCCUACCGGUGGAGGGAAGAGCUUGUGCUAUCAACUCACAGCUCUGGUCAGCAAGGGAUUCACACUUGUAGUUUCUCCAUUGGUGUCCUUGAUGGAAGACCAAACCAUGGCGCUGGAAGAGCUUGGUGUGAACGCCACAGUCCUCAACUCCAACACCCCUCCCGAGUUGGUCAAGGAUGUCCAUCGGCAGAUGAUCGAUGCACGGUCGGAGCUCAAGCUGCUUUACGUGACGCCUGAAAAGAUCGCGAAGAGUAAGCGCUUCAUGGCUUGUCUGGAGAAGGCCUACAAAGCUAAACUUCUGACCAGGAUCGCCAUCGAUGAAGUCCACUGCUGCAGUCAGUGGGGUCAUGAUUUCCGACCAGAUUACAAAAUCCUCGGCUUGCUGAAACGUCAGUUCACUGAAACCCCAAUCCUUGGACUCACUGCUACCGCAACGAUGGAUGUUCUUGAUGAUGUGAAAGGCAUUCUGGGAUUGCAAGGUUGUCAGGUGUUCCGAGCUGGAUUCAACAGACCAAAUCUCUUUUAUGAAGUACGCCCCAAACCGUCCAAGCACGCAGACUUUGUUGAAGAACUGAUCAGGCUCAUCAACGGUGAGUUCAAAGGCCAAUCGGGGAUCAUCUACUGUUUCUCAAGGAAGGAUGCAGAGACUAUGGCAGAAAGCUUGAAGGAUGGUGGAAUUCAAGCCCAUCCCUACCAUGCAAUGCUUGAUGCUCAUUACAGAAGCCAAGUACAUAAGAAUUGGAAGGAGAAUAAUAUACAGGUUGUCGUAGCAACGGUAGCGUUUGGAAUGGGCAUUGACAAACCUGACGUGAGGUUCGUUAUACAUCACUCAAUCAGCAAGUCAAUGGAGAAUUACUACCAGGAAAGCGGGCGUGCUGGUCGCGAUGAUGAACCCGCCAAGUGCAUUGCAUACUAUGGUUUACCUGAUGUAUUUAGACAGAGCACUAUGGUCGUGACUGAACAGACGGGGCAACAGAAGCUCUAUAACAUGGUGGCCUACUGUGUCGCUCCUGCCACGUGUAGACGGACCCUGAUUGGUCAGCAUUUUGGAGAGCGUUGGGAAGGCCAAGCAAGAUGUAAUAAAAUGUGUGACGUAUGCCGAAGUGGAGCAAAAGUUGUUGAAAAGGACAUGUUACCCCAUCUCCAGCGUAUCUACACCAUUCUUGACCACAAGUCUAAGGGUGAUAAUAGGGUCACUGCUCUCAAGCUGACUGAGGAACUCAUGAGUAAGAAGGGCGUAGCUGCUCUAGACAAAGACCAAGCCAAGAAGAUGACAGGUUUAGAUUACGGAUACCUCAUUGCUCACUUCCUCCUCGAGGGUUACCUGAGAGAGGACUUCCAUUUCACCCCCUACAACACCAUCAGUUACAUCAUACCCGGCCCCAAAGCUCGGAUUAUCGCCACCAAACCCCAGAGGUCAAUCACAGUUCCGUUCAAGCUUGAGGAUGGACACAUGUCAAAGGUCAAAGUUCAUAGUGGGAAAGGCCAGAAGGAGAAAGGCAGCAGGGGAGAUGCCCCAGCGACCAAGACUCGGGAGGAUGAGAGGAAAAAAGGGAGAGAUGAGAGUGGGAGGGGCUCUGAAGUUCGGAAAACCGAAGGGGAGGGGCAUCGUGGGAAGACCAAGAAGCGGAAGUUGGUCGAGGAGGCGAGCAUUAUCGAUCUGUGCAGUGAUGAUAGCGAUGAUGAGGACUUUACGGAGAGGAAACCCACCAAGAAAUCUGGCAAGUCCGCCAAGCUGUCCACCACGAUGGAAGGAACUUGUAAUGUGAGGGAUAGUGUUGGCAGUAAGGGGGCGAGUACUGCACAGAAGUGUCAGGGUGGGACUGAUGAAAAAGUGCAAUCCGCUGCAGCACAGAAGUCAAGCAGUGGGACUACAGUAUUAGAUAGAACUGAUGCAGGAUCAAGUAAGAAUAGCAGCAAUGUCACAGAACACUCAGGUCAAAGCCAACCGGCAAAGCACGCUCCAUCCAAAGACAACAACUCAGAAUCAGGUCCAUUCACCUUCAAAUCCAUUACCUCCACACAAAGUCUCGCCAGCUCACAUUCAAAAGGUGCUCAUUCAGCCAAUCAGGGUCCAGGAAAGGAGUCACAAGAUCUUGCCAGAGCGUCCAAGCCCAACCAACCAGGCUCCAGUACCAGUGAGCCGUCGUCAAAGAGCAACAGCAGAAGCAACUUCCCGGACUCCCAGCGCUCUCCGCCCGCUGCCGUCCAUCGGAGGGCUCCCUCUAUGGGAUUAUCGCCCGGUUCAGACGUGGAGAUGGACCUGCGGAGCGUCUACACCCAACAGCUUAUGAAUCUUGGGAGUGAGGGCGAGAGCUUCAAUCGGGAGAACAGUAGUUUCACCAUGUCCACCUCUUUCUCAGGAAGCGAAGAUGGGUUGGGGAACACUCCCGCGAGCCGGAGACGGAAGGGGACGAUGCGUCGGGUGGACAGCAUGGACACCUGUGACGAAGAUGAUUCCAUGCGUGAUGACUACGAAACCUUGAAGAAAGUGUAUUCAGAUCAAAUGAAGAGACUUGAUGACCCUAUAUAAGUGUUUAAACGGGUACUCCAGGCUGAAAAUAAUAUGAUUUGAACAGAUUAAGAAAAUUCAGACAAACAAAAUGUUCACUGAAAAUUUGAUCAAAAUUGGACAAGGAUUAACAAAGUUAUUGAUAUUAAGAUUAAAGAGUUGCAUUAUUCCGUUGAAACACUUUCAGGCAUGUCUUCAUGAAUAUUCAAUGAGCAAACUGAUGAUGUCAUAUCCCCACUUGUUCUCUUGUAUUUUGUUAUAUUAAAUUAGGUUUGUUCAAUUUUUUUUCCUUAAAGAACAAAAAAUAUUGGAAUAAAAACUGAUAGGUGGAUUAGAUAUUCAUUACUGUAACUUAUAUCAGUACAAGGGAGACAUAUUUACUUAUGUAUUAAAAAAUGAACAAUUAUGAUUUCAUUUAAUAACUUAAGAAAAAGGAAA